This is a messenger RNA of Mycotypha africana, 1959 nucleotides long. RefSeq names its product kinase-like domain-containing protein. NCBI's taxonomy places the organism in Eukaryota, Fungi, Mucoromycota, Mucoromycetes, Mucorales, Mycotyphaceae. The transcript is spliced from 5 exons. Gene Ontology annotation, molecular function: protein serine/threonine/tyrosine kinase activity; ATP binding; protein serine/threonine kinase activity. The record is from RefSeq and is a predicted model, not a curated record. Bases 72 to 1778 code for a protein of 568 amino acids. Gene Ontology annotation, biological process: peptidyl-threonine phosphorylation; peptidyl-serine phosphorylation.
CUUUUUCUGAUUUUUCCUCUUUUAACUUGAUUUGUUGCAAAACUUGAUAAAAAAAAAAGAGUGACAAUUCUAUGAAGUUAUCAGAAAUUUCAAGUGUCAAACAACCUUCGCAGCAAAAUAGCAUGACAAGAAUCCCACUACCGAUAUCUAAUGAUAAAUCAACACCACAAUUGAUAGACUUACUCUCCACGAAUAAUGUGAAUCUUCAGCAGCCACAAACUGUACAGGCGAAUCGCCGUCUAAGUCAAACUAGAUUGAGAAAGCCUGAAAUAUUCGCACCUACCUCGAUCAAAGCUUCUUCUUCACCGUCGUACGUAACAACUACAUCUACAUCAGAUACAGAGUCUUCGAUACCGUUUCCAGCAUUUCACCGCCGCAUAUCAUUUCCAGCAGAUGCCAAUGAUAUUCUAACAGAACAAUUAAGUAAAGAACGUGAAGCCUCUCAUCGUUUAAGUGCCAACUUGAUAUCAGCACAAGGACUUAUCAGUCAACCAAACAGUCAUGAUGGAUUGCAAUAUCUGGUGGAUGCGAGGUCACCUACAGAAAAAGACUGUACUGUAACGCACUCGCAAUUAAGUGAUCCAAUGUCGAUUGAUUCUGAUAAUAACAUUGAGUCACCUGUCAAUGCAAUGAGUUCGAAAGUUGCGUUCAACAAAUAUAGACACUACCUUUCACCUUUCGAAAAGACUGAAAUACUAAGAUACCCUGUUAUUUAUUAUGUUGGAUCACAUGCCAAAAAAAUCAAUGCUUCAUUGGAUCAAACUACAUUAAAUCAUGGAUACGAUGAUGAAAAAGGAGACUACAAAUUGAUCACGAAAGACCAUUUGAAUUACCGUUAUGAAGUACUGGAGACCUUGGGAAAGGGUUCAUUUGGACAGGUGGUCAAAUGCCGCGAUCAUAAGUGUACAAAAUCCGAUCCAUUCAAUAGCACAGUAGCUGUCAAAAUCAUUCGGAACAAAAAACGAUUUCAAGCACAAGCGUUAACAGAAGUUAAAAUAUUAGAACAUUUAAUGAAAUGGGAUCCUAAGGGGAAGCACUAUACUGUGAGAAUGCUGGACAACUUCUAUUUUCGAGAACAUCUGUGCAUUGUGUUUGAGUGUUUAAGCUUGAAUUUGUACGAAGUGUUGCAACAAAAUGGAUAUCAUGGUUUCAGUAUGGGUUUAGUGAAAAGAUUUGCUUACCAAAUCUUAAUGUCGGUCAAGUUGCUCAAUGAACACAACAUCAUUCACUGUGAUCUUAAGCCAGAGAAUAUUCUAUUGAAGCAACCUGAUAGGAGUUCUAUUCGUGUGAUUGAUUUUGGAAGUUCAUGCUAUAUCAAUGAAAAGAUAUACACAUACAUUCAAAGUAGAUUUUAUCGUGCACCGGAAAUAAUUCUUGGCGUAGAAUAUGGUCCAUCUAUUGAUAUGUGGAGCACUGGCUGCAUUUUGGCAGAGCUCUACACAGGUCAUCCACUAUUCCCUGGUGAGGAUGAGUCAGAUCAAUUAGCUUGCAUUAUGCAAUUAUUAGGUAUUCCUGAUAGAGAAUACUUGGAAAGAUGUACAAGAAGAAAGCAAUUUUUUGAUUUAUACGACAAACCACGGAGAAUCAUCAAUGCAAAAGGAAAAAAGCGACGUCCCAAAUCUCUGACUUUUGCAGAAGCGCUGAGAAAAUCGCCUACAGAGCCAGUGGAGAAGGAGUUUAUUGACUUUAUACGCAGAUGCCUUACCUGGGAACCAAGCACUCGAAUGAAACCAGUGGAAGCACUCUGUCAUCCUUGGCUCCAAUCGAUGAAGAAAUAAAACAUCUCCCUGCACCAAUGUGAAUUCAUGUAACAUACCCCUAAUUUGGUUAACAAAACAAUCGUUGUCAUGGCAACAUAGUUAGAUCUCAUUCUCUUUUCUUUAUUGGUUUAUUGGUUUUCACGAAAAACCGCGCAUUAUACAAAGAGCGCGAUUUUAUUGUUCCUUUUUUUUUUUUUUU